Seriola aureovittata is the source of this 36729-nucleotide messenger RNA. RefSeq names its product spectrin repeat containing, nuclear envelope 2b (gene syne2b). The record is from RefSeq and is a predicted model, not a curated record. Bases 13 to 34809 code for a protein of 11598 amino acids. The transcript has 109 exons. Gene Ontology annotation, cellular component: membrane. NCBI's taxonomy places the organism in Eukaryota, Metazoa, Chordata, Actinopteri, Carangiformes, Carangidae. Gene Ontology annotation, molecular function: protein binding.
GAAGCUGUUGGUAUGUUGAGCAGCUUGGGAGCCAGACGAGACAGAAGCAGAAGCCCCCCAGAAGGUUCUCCUCCAUCUAAAAUCCUUAUCCAGGCUAAACAAAGGCUGCAACAUCUGAGACAGUCAGACACCAGCCAGCCAAUGCAGCAGCAGCCAGACACAAAGUUAGUUUCUCAUCAGUAUCAUGAAACCUUUAUUCCAACGAUAGUGGUGCAGGAAUACAGAGAGGAAAAGAUGACCUCUCCUCCAAUGCCAUAUACCUAUGCGCAAGCUGUGAUGCAGACCAAGUCACUACCAGAAGUCCAAACUCAGGCCUUGUCAGAGACUGAUGCACAAAAACAACCGCAGAUUCAGGAGCAAGGGUGGAUACAGCAGCAACAGCUGAUGCAACAAGAACAACUUAACAUACAAAAGGAAAAAGAGCUACAACGGCAAGAACUCAAGCACCAGCAACUACAAGAAGUGCAACAGCAGAAGCUGAUGCAAACACAGCCACAACAACGGCAGCAGAAACAGGUGGAGCAACAGGUGGAGCAGCAGCAGAUAGAAGUACAUCAGUAUCAAGUUCAUCAGCAGGUGGUAACUCAUACACAGCUUGAAACACAAGUCAAACAGAUACAGGAGUCCCACGAGCAGACUUCGCGUCAGCAGCCAGCUGUAAAGAAGCCAUCUUUAAGCUCAAGUGAGCUUCAAAGCAAAAAGGCUCGGGCCAUGAAGAACCGGCCCUGGCUUCAGAAACCAGUUUCAGCAGAGCAUAAAACUCCUGCUUCAGCUUCAGAACAGGAUUCUGCUCAGGACCUAGUACAGACUACACAGACUCCAAAGUCAGACAGGGAAAUGGCAUCAGUUCAGGUUGUUCCUCAGCAUACAGGAACUCCCAGGCCUCAGCCUGAGGCAAAUGCCAAGACCACUAAGCAGCCAAAACAACAGAAAAAAGAGCCACAAAAACAAACACAACAACCUCAAAAUCUAGAUCAGCAACAGCAAGAACAACUUCAAGAUCAGCAGCAAUUACAAAAAGAGCAGCAUCUGCAACUGGAAAAACAGCACAAGCAACAAGAACAGUUGCUGCCACAAAAACAACCACAACAACCACUACAUAUUAUAAGACAAGCACAACCAGAUUCAGACACCAAAGCUAAAUCCCAGACUGUAACUGUGGCUCAGCCUCACCCACAAUCUAAGGCACAACUCCAAACUAUGGUUCAGUCUACAUCUCAGUCCCAAGUACAGUCAACAAUUGUGUCCCACAUUACCACAGACAGCCAGCAAGCAGUGAAGACCAUGUCACAAACCAGAGUGAGCCAAGGUCAGUCACAGACACAAGUCCUCCCACAGCCCCAUGGCCCUGUCAAGACACAGUUACUGACCCAGCCACAGACACAACCACAGCUACAGUCUCAGGGUCAGGCUCAGUCCCAAACAUGUGUCCCAGCUGAUCCUCAGCCAGGUAUGCACCCACAGGGUCAGCUGCAGGGUCUAGGCCAUGGUCCAGCUUUAGCUCAGGUGCAGACAUGGGCUCAAGUCAGGCCUUCUUCCCCAAUGCAGGCUCCACUACCGGGCCAAAUUCAGCCUCCCAUUCCAUCCCACAUUCAACUUCGUAGUCAUCCACAGUCAUGGGCCCCUGUCAGACCCCCCUCCCCUAAGCCCCCUAUACAGACUCAGCCUCAAACCCAUGUUCAAGCAAUCGCUGAUCCUCAAACCCAUGCUCAGUCAAUGGCCCUGGCUCAAACCCAUCCUCAGCCAAAAGCCCAUCCUCAAACCCAUGCUCAGUCAAUGGCCCUGGCUCAAACCCAUCCUCAGCCAAAAGCCCAGGCUCAAACCCAUGCUCAGUCAAUGGCCCAGGCUCAAACGCAUCCUCAGCCAAAGGCACAUCCUCAAACCCAUGCUCAGUCAAUUGCCCAGGCUCAAACCCAUCCUCAGCCAAAGGCCCAUCCUCAAACCCAUGCUCAGUCAACGGCCCAGGUUCAAACCCAUACCCAGCCUGUGGUCCAAGUCCAAACCCAUUCUCAGCCAAAGGCCCAGGCUCAAACCCACGUCCAAUCAAUGGCCCAGGUUCAAACUCAUACUCAGCCCAUGGUCCAGGCUGAAACCCAUGUCCAGUCAAUGGCCCAGGUUCAAACCCAUACCCAGACCAUGGUCAAAGUCCAAACCCAUCCUCAGCCAAAGGCCCAUCCUCAAACCCACGUCCAGUCAAUGGCCCAGGUUCAAAGUCAUACCCAGCCCAUGGUGCAUCCUCAAACCCAUGUCCAAUCAAUGGCCCAGGUUCAAAGUCAUACCCAGCCCAUGGUCCAGGCUCAAACCCAUGUCCAGUCAAUGGCCCAGGUUCAAACCCAUACCCAGCCCAUGGUCCAAGUCCAUACCCAUCCUCAGCCAAAGACCCAUCCUCAAACCCAUGUUCAAUCAAUGGCCCAGGUUCAAACUCAUACACAGCCCAUGGUCCAGGCUCAAACCCAUGUCCAGUCAAUGGCCCAGGUUCAAACUCAUACCCAGCCCAUGGUCCAUCCUCAAACCCACGUCCAGUCAGUGGCCCAGGUUCAAUCCCAUACCCAGCCCAUGGUCUAUCCUCAAACCCACGUCCAGUCAGUGGCCCAGGUUCAAACCCAUACCCAGCUGGUCCAGGCCCAAAGCCAUGGCCAGUCAAUGGCCCCAGUUAAAACCCAUCCUCAGCCAAAGGCUCAUCCUAAAACCCAUGGCCAGUCAAUGGCCCAGGUCCCAACUCAUCCUCAGCCAAAGGCCCAUCCUCAAACCCAUACUCAACCCAUGGUCCAGGCUCAAACCCAUGUUCAGCAAAUGACCUGGACAAGUCAGGCCCAACCUUUGACUCUACAUCAUACACAAGCUCAAUCUGUAGUCCUGGCUCAGGGUCAUUCUCCGCCUACUACUCAGUAUUCACAUACACAUGCUCAGGCACUGGUCCACCACCCUGGCCAUCCCUCCCAGGGCCAGUUACAGGCUUGGACUGAAGUCAGAACCUCAUCCCCAAUGUCUUUCCAGCAUCCACAAGCUACAGCACAACCCCAGCUUUAUCUUCAGGGUUACUCCCAGGUUCAGUCUCCAUCUCAGCAGUGGACACCCAAACAAGAGCGACAAAAUCAAUUCUAUCCCCAUCAGAGACAUCCCAUUCCUCAGCCAUAUCAUCAACAAACAGAUCAGGCUUCACAGUCUCAGGCCCCUCCAACAUUUCAGGCUCUACCACAGUGGGCCCAAACUGGGCCCCAGCAAGGACCUAACAUAGGGGCACCUGGGUAUUCUCACAUGGGACCAUCAUAUACUCAUCCUCAAAUGCAGCCACAAACACAAACCCAACCCUGGGGUCAAACACAACCCCAGAUGAGGCCCCAGAGUCCCAUGCAACAGCAGCCUCAGAUGAGAGCUUAUAAUGUUCAUAUCCAGACACAACAAGGCCAAGUGCAGCAGCAGACUUCUGUUCAAGCACCCCCGCAACUCCAGCCCCAGCCAUAUCCACAUCCUCAGUCUCAGCAAUAUCCACAGGUCCCACAUCAGCCCCAAACCCAUCAUCAUCCUCAGCCUCAGAUACAAACUCAAAAACCUCUUCAGUCACAACCACCACAUCAAACCCAUCCUCCGGUUCCUUCACAGCCCCAGCUACAAACUCAGUUGCAGGCCCAAACACACAUUCAGACACAGCUCUCGGGACAAGCAAAGACUCAGCAGCCUCAGCUUCAGUUCCAGGAACCCCCUCCACAUCCCAAGCAUCAGGCACAGAUCCAACCACAGCCAGAAAUUCAGUCAGCUGUUCAACCAAAAUGUGAAUCACCUUCAAAACCCAAACCUCAGGCCCAAUUACCACCACAACCAGAGGUUCAAUCACCAGCUCAAACCAAGGUUCAGUCACCAAUACAACCCAAGACUGGAUCACUGCCACAACCUGCAGCUGAGCCUCAGUUGCCACCACAACCAGUUGCUCAGUCACUAAUCAAACCUAAGGCUGGAUCACCUCCAAAACUGAAGCUGCAGGCCCAACCAGCACCACAACCUGAGGCUCAAUCAUCAACUCAAACCAAAGUUCAGUCACCAACCCAACCGAAGACUGGAUCACCUCCACAACCCAAGCCACAGGCCCAACCAGUACCACAACCUGAGGCUCAAUCAUCAACUCAAACAAAGGUUCAGUCACCAACCCAACCAAAGGCUGGACCACCCCCACAACCAAAGCCACAGACCCAGCCAGCACCACAACCUGAGGCUCAAUCACCAAUUCAAACCAAGGUUCAGUCACCAACCGAACCCAGGUCCCAAUCUCCGACACAACCCAAACCUCAGGUACAAUUGCCACCACAACCCCAACUUCAGGCUCAGUCACCACCGUUACCCAAGGCCCAAAUUACAACACAUUCCAAGGCUCAAUCACCCCAACAGGCCAGACUUCAGAUCCAACCACUUCCACAAUUGGGACCUCAAACCCAGUCUCCUCCACAACCCAAAACACAACAUCCCCAAAUCAUUCUCCUCUCUCAGGUCAACGUGCUGCCUCAGUCCCAGGCCGAGUCACCAGAUCUCUGCAUCAACCCUCCAGCCCUGGCUCAGGCGCCUCCCCAGGCCUACACAGAGGCUUACGCCAAGGCCCAGGCUUUGGCCAGGAACGGCUUUGAGGAGGCCAAGCACUGCCUGCAGGAACACAUCCUGGAAGCCAUCAAUGUCUUCAAAGACAAACGUAUAUCACCCGAGCAAGUAUCAGUGAAAGAGGAGACUCUAAAGACUCUGGAUCCAGAGUUGCUGGAGGAGUUCCUGAGAGCAGCCAAGGGCAUGGAAGCCUUUUGUACCCCCUCAGAGCUCAGAGACAUGGAGUUCUUCACCCAGUCUGUCAGGACACAGUGGGAGGUAAGACACAAACUCACUGUGGGAGUUGUUUUAAUGUGUGGGAUUUUUAAUUGCCAUGCUUGCUUCUCAGUGGAUGGCAGCUUUGCCCAGGCAGGGCAGCACCUCGAGGCCUUGAAAGAGCUGUGUGACACCCUGAGCCCAGAGGAUGCCCACCGCCUGGCCCAGACUCAGCUGAGGGAGUGUGAGAAAAGGCUGGCUGCCAUCCAGCACCAGUUCAGUGGAGACCAAGACACAAUGCUCCCUGAUUCUAGGAUUCCUGUUGCCUUCAGUGAGGAUCUGACCACAGAAAAGGAGUGUGACAAACCUCAAGUCUCAACUGAGGUGUCCCCGGUGACAGUGAAGACAGUGAGCGUGGAGAGGAGGGAGGUUGAAAAGCAAGCGUCUGUGGAGGAAGAAGUCACCAAAAAGGAGGCUUUAGACAAAUUUGAGAAUUGUAAGAGGACUCUGCAAGCCCAACUUUCUAAAAAUGAACAGAGCAUCAAGGAUAUCCCCUCAGACUCCGUCUCUCUUAAAGGCCUACAUACACGGUUGCAGGAAAUACAGUUCUUGAGGCAGGAGACUGAGUCUCUGUGGUCUGAGUAUGGAGUCAUGUGCUCCCAGUAUUCCCAGCUGAGUGGAAACACUGGUCUGGAGCAGGAGAAGUCGGAGCUGCAGGAGCAGUGGCGCAGCCAACAGUUUAACCUUCAGAGGAGAGGCAGCUCGCUGGGUGCUGCCCUCAGACAGAUUGACUCCACUGAGAACCACAUGGUGGACUUCACCGACCGUCUGGACCGUUACCUGAGACAACCCAAAGACAUCACUGCCUUCACACUGGCCAGUACCAACAUCCUGAAAGAUAUUAAGGAACUAGAUGAAAACAUUCAGAGUGAGCUGAACCAGCUGUCCCGUCUGGACCCUGAAUCCAGUGAUCUGGACCCCAGAGACUGCUUCCCUCUGACCCGUGAGGUCGAGACUCACAGAACCAGCCUAGAUCAGCUCCGACAGCAGGUCCGCAAGAGUGAAGCAGCCGCCCGUGCCCUCGACCGGUUUCUUAUGUCACUGCGGACUGUGGAUGAAGACAUCUCCGGUGUCCAAGGUGCCCCCUGCAGUGAUGCAACGGUACUGCAGGACUGUCGCUCCAAGCUGGCUCUGAUCAGGCAGAGCAUCGACAGUCUGAAAGAAAAGGCACCUCAGCUGGAUCUGCUCCUGCAGGGAGCCAGACUGACAGUCACAAGGGAAGGUGUCCCAGCCUCCUGCCUGGAUAUGGUAACUGCCCUGUUGAGAAGACUGGAGGAGGCUGAUAGUGGGUUGGCCAGCCAGCAGCAAGACCUCAAGAAGGAGACCCAGAGUAAAUCUCUGGGCCUGAGGAAGAGGACGCUGAUGGUGGAGCUGAGGAAGCUGCAGGAUACGAUUGAAAUGCAAGGCCUUAAGGAGCCAACCAUUCCUGCUGUGCAACACAGGCUCCGUGCUUUGUCAGAUUUGGAGGACCAGGUGCAAACCCAGCAUGCAGAGCUCCAGAGCAUCUCUGAACUUCAAGAGAAACAGGGAGGAGGGGAAAGCCUCCUGCAGGAGUUGGAGACUCAGUGGAAUGAGAUUCAGAAAGGUUUUUCUGACAGGAAAAAGCAGUGCAGCAUCCUGUUGGAGAAUCUGAAGAAGUUUCAGAGCUGCCGCAGUCACCUGAGCAACUCCAUGCAGAAAGCAGAGCAGACGAUCAGUGACCAGGCUUCCUACAUGGGCAAAGACAACCUGCAGAGAAGUAUAACCAAGGUCUGUGAUAUUAAGGAGGAGCUGAGUGGUCUUGGGGAGUGUAUGGAAGAGAUGAGAGGUGUUUGCAGACAGCUGCAGUCCCAACUGAAGAAGUUCCCAGACUGCAGUGAGUCUCCGUUUGAAGCAGAGGCUGACACUCUGAUGGACAACUGGCUGGAUGUGACUGAGAAGACAGACGCAUACAUGGACAACCUUAAGGUGGGACUGGAGUUGUGGGAGAAGCAGCUGAUGCUAGGAGGAGAGGUGGACAGCUGGGCAGGAGCCAAACUUGUGCUGUUUGCAGAGAGCCACCCAUUCAACAACGAGCAACAAGUACUCGCCAUGAGGGAUGAGAUCCAUGCUAAUGAGGAGAACAUUGAGCAUUUCCACAAGAAGUCUGUCGAGAUCCAGGAAAUGCUGCAGAGUCAGGAGGCACCACUAGAGCUACAGGUGAUGGAAACCCAGAUGAGGAGGAGGAUGGAGCAGGUGAAGGAGCUGUUUACCGACUGCACAGACGUCUUUGAGGAGCUGAUUGCUGUGAAGAAACACCUAGCUGAGAAGAUAGAGGAGUGCCAGUCAGCUGUAGAGAGCAUCCAGUGUUCUCUCAGUAAAGUUGAUGCUUCAGGACCAGAGGUUGAAGCCCAGAUACAGGAUCUGUGUGAUGAUCUUGAGACUCAGGAGGAACAGGCUGAGUCCGUGUUGAAGGAGGUGGGUUUGGUUUCCAGUGUGGCCAGUCCUCAGGUGCUGGAGGCGCUCUCUGUAGACUGCAGCAGGCUGAGAGAGGCCAUCUCCCGCACCAAAGACAUGAUUCACCUGAAGAGAGAGGAGAGGGAUCAGGGCCUGCUCGAAGUGGUCAAAAAUGAAAGGCAGUCAUUUGAGGCAUGGUUCCAGGACUUGCAGCUAUCUGUCAAUGAGUUCUUUGAGAACCCUGAGAGCAGAACAGAUGUGGAAUCAUCUCUGCAAAGGCUCACUAGUUUCUUAAAAUCCAAGGAUGGAGAGAGACGUCUGGACCAGCUGAAGGUUCAGCUGGAGAGAGGCAGCCAGCAGAUCCCUCCCCAGCAGCUCUCCGAGUUCACCGCCUGGCUGAAGGAGCAGCAGGAGGAGGUGGGCACGUUCAGAACUCAUUGCCACAACAGGCAGAAACAAAUGGAGUCCCUCCUCAGUGACUUGAACAGUCUACAAAAGCAGCAUGAUGGCUUCCGUGAGUGGCUGCAGAGCAAAGAGAAACAGUCUGUGGUGUCAGACAAAGUCAAACUCCUUCUCAAAGACCUUCAGGAUGAGAGUGGUAAAGCCGAGACCCUCAGUGAGCUGGUAGCAUCAAUACGCAGACAAGGGGUGAGAGCUGAAAGCCUCCUGAAAGACAGUGAUAACCUUAUACAGCGCUACAAAAACCUUGAGGCAAGGCUGCAGGAACAGGCAGAGGCCCAGAGUGCCCUGGAGGAGGAGUGCGACAGGUUUAAUACCCAGGCUGGGAGCACCAGGACCUGGAUCAGUGACCUUCUUCAACCCCUCACCUCCCCAGGCAGAGACAUACAGACGGAGGAGUUGAAAUGCAAAGCACAGGCCAUUCUGAGCUCCAAGCCUGAGGGAGACUCUAAGAUGAACGACCUGAUAAGACAAAGCCAGAGUCUGUGUGAACAGGAGGACCUCAACAAAAGCAGGAAACAAGAAAUCCAAGAGUCGGUCAGAGAAAUGGAGGAGCAGUGGAGGACAGCCCUGCAAACAGCUGAGGACUCUCUGAACAAGCUGGAAACACAAGCCUUGUUAGACCAAGACCUGGUCUCUUUCAAAACCCAGAAUGAAAAUAUCCAGUCCUGGAUCAGAGAGCAGGAACAGAACCUGCUGUCUGUUGGUGGUAACAUGCAAGUUGAAGAAACACUAAAGAUUGCACAAGCUACUCUGAGCUCCAAGCCUGAGGGAGAUUCGAAGCUCCACGAUCUGAAGCAACAGUGUCAGAGUCUGUGUGACAACCAGGCCUUGGACGAGAGCAGGAGACGAGAGCUUCAGGACGCAGUCAAACACAAAGAGGAGCAGUGGAGCAGAGUCUUGAAGGCUUCUGAGGAGGUUCUCAACAAGGCAGAGACUGAAGCUGCCUCUGAGAGGGACUUUGAUGCUUUCAAAACCCAAAGUGAAAGCAUUCAGUCUUGGAUCAAAGAGCACAAGCAGAAGCUGUUGUCCCUGAAUAGUCAAAUGCAGUUUGAAGAAAGAUUACAGAUUGCACAGGCUGUGUUGACUGCCAGACCUGAGGGUGAGUCCAAGGUGCUGGAUCUGAAGCAACAAGGCGAGAGUCUGUCUGAGCAGCUUGAGGAGAGCAGAAAACCCGAGGUUCAGCUGCUGGUUGAAGACACAGAGCAUCAGUGGAGAACAGUCCUGCAGGCUGCCAGGCAGGCAGAGCUCAGAAGUCUUUCAGAUGACUUUGACACUCAGAGUAAAAACACUCAGUCCUGGAUCAGAGACAGACAACAGAAGCUGCAGUCUUUGGGUAGUCACACACCACCUGAGAAAAGAUGUCACACUAUCGAGACCAUCUUGAGCUCCAGACCUGAUGGUGACUGUAAGGUGAACAACCUGAGGAGGCGAGGCCAGAGUCUGUGUGACCAUAAAGAUGCAGACGAGGGCAGGAGAGUGUAUGUUCAACAGACUGUCAGAGAGACAGAGGAGCAGUGGAGGACGGUCCUGCAGGCUGCUAAACAGAUCAAGGCUGCUGCAGAAGCACAGAUCGCUCAGGAGACUGAGAGGAAAAAGUUAGAGCUGAGGGAAUUUGAUACCUGUCAGCAGGACACUGGGCGCUGGCUUGUAGACCUUCAACAGCGACUGGGCUUACUGGGCAGCCAAACCAAAGCUGAGGACAGACUGCACACAGCACAGGACAUCAUGAGCUCCAAGCCUGAAGGAGACUCCAGGCUCCAGGAGCUGAGGAGACAAGGCCAGAGUUUGUGUGGUCAGGAUCUUGAGGAACACAAAAAGCAAGAGGUUGAACAAAAAGUUAGAGAUGCUGAGGAACAAUGGACUAGAGUCCUGCAGGAUGCUAAGCAGGCUGUGGAUAAGGCUGAGAAGCAGUGUGCUCUGGAGGGCCAGCUGAAGGACUAUGAGGCCCUGAGAGGAAACACCAGAGCCUGGCUGGAAGAGAAGCAGCAGAGCCUUGUCUCUGUGGACGGUCAGAAAGAUCCAGAAAAGAUAAUAAAUGUUGCACAGACGAUCCUGAGCUCCAAGCCUGAGGGAGACUCCAGGUUGACAGACCUGAGGAGACAAAGCAAGAGUCUGUCCGACCAGGAGGACCUGGAGGAGAACACGAGACAAGAGGCUCAGCAGACAGUAAAAGACUCAGAGGAGCAAUGGAGGACAGUCCUGCAGACUGCUGAGACCACUCUGAAGAAAGCUGAGGUCCAAUACUCACUCUCCAGGGAGAUGGAGGCCUUCUGUAACCAAGCAAGGAGCACUAAAACCUGGGUUAAAGAGCUGCAGGAGCAGGCUGAGUCCAAAGGGGAAGGCACUCAGGGUAGCAAGGCUGAAAUAGAAGACAGGCUGAACACAGCACAGGUCAUCCUAAGCUCCAAGUCCAAUGGUGAGGCUCAAGUGAUGGAACUGAAGAGUCGAGCAAAGAGACUUUGUGAGCAAAAAGACUUGGAGGGAGAAAAGAAGCUUGAGGUUCAGCAGAUGGUCGAAGACAUUGAGCAGCAGUGGAGGACGGUCCUGCAGGCUACUGAGGAGAAUCAGAGAGAGUUGAAGGGUGUUGUGGAGCGCCUGGAGUCCUGUCAGCGUAAGCGAGGCCAGGCUGAGGCCCGUCUGGCUGAGCUCCAGAAUCAGACGUCCAACCUGCCACGUGUCUUCCCCUGGCCGGGCCUGGGAGAGCGGAGGCAAGCAGUGGAACAGGCCCAGACCCUGCUGGACAUGAGCACAGCCCUGGCCCCUGUCCUCUCAGACCUCCGCACACAGGCUGCAGAGCUGUUUGAGAUCACACAGGACCAUGGCUGGACCGAUCCCUCCUGGGCAGCCAAGCAGGAGUCCAUUCCUGCUCUGCUGAGAGAGCUGACUGAUGCGGUGGCUAACUUGGAGCAGGGCAUCCUGACAGAGAGGCAGUGCACACAGCUGGUGGAGCAGCAUGAAGCAGCUCAGGAUUGGCUGAGGGAGCAGGUUAAAGGCCUGGGAGCUCCUCCAACAGACAGACAGGGUCUGCACAGCACUGUCAAUACUCUGAAGGCUUUGCUCCAGACAGUAGACAGGGAGCAGAGAGAGAUGAAGGAGCUAGACUCUGCCAGAGACAGUUUGCUGAGCCUUUGCACCCCUGGAGGUCAGGAUGCACUUACCCUGGAAGUCAGUCACCUCCACAACCUCUGUGCCACCUCGAAGCAUGAGGUAAGGGAGCGCCUGAUGGCCUGUGAGGCCCAGCUGGAAGAGCUGGAGAGUCAGUUGGCCAGGAGAGUCCAGGAUCUAAAGGAGAGAACGGCAGCCCUGCAGUGGGAGCUCCGCUCUCUGGACCAGGCGCUCAGUUACAGUGAACCACAGAACAACAUUGCUCAGCUCCAACAGCACUGGCACAGCCUUCAGACCUGUGAGAAGUCACUAGAAGAUUUGGGUGUGAGAGUUCACGAUCUCCACCAGGAAGUAAAGUCAACCCCUGCCACCAAUGAGCUGCCAGCAGAAAUUAUCAGUGUGGUUGAAUCUUUAUGCCAGCAACAUGACAGUCUAAAAUCCAGGCUGAAUGAGCGUCAGGGUACCUGCUCUACAAACACAGCUCGCUGUCUGACGGAUUGCCUUCAUGCCCUGCAGCAAUGGAACCACAACAAAACAUCAGAGUCAUUUUCUUCUGUACAGGUGACAUUAGAGGAAGGUGAAAAGCUGCAGAUGAGCCUGCGGGAGGCGCUUUCUCACCAGCAGUUUCUAACAGACUGCCUGAUGCCAGUUUUGUUUGAGAAGCUGGAGAAAGAGGGGUCACAGACACUCAGAGAAGCAGACACACAUAAAGGUUUUCUAAGCCAGAGCUUAAAGGUACUUGAGGAAAAGAGGAACAAAAAACCACAUGACAUUGACAGUCAAUCCUCUGAUGUCCUGUCCGUUAAUCUAGAGGAGACAACGACCUCUGUAGUGGCACCACCACGAAAAAAUAAGCACACAUCAGAGAAAAAACAUCAAGUGAAACUACAAAAAACCACUCCCUUAACAGAAAAAUCUGUUGAAGAUGAAUUGUCAGUUUCAGCUGAUUCAAUCAUAAAAACUGAAGCUGAAGCGUUAGUGUCAGCAGUCUUGGAACAUGCAAAAAGUACUGGUGAGGAGCAAACCACAAUUGAAACAACAAAAAAGAAAUCUCAGAGUCCAACCCAUACUUCAGAAUUUAUAACAAAACAAAGUUUCAACACCUCUGAAGAGGCACAAGUUAAAAGUGUAAAGCUAGAUGUCACAGGUGAGCAUGUUGAAGCUGAGCAAAUUAAACCUGCUGUUGUGGAACCUACACAGAUCCAAAAGGUCAUUGAAAAGUCUGCAACUGUCGUAAGUGAGGAAACUAAACCUGUACCAACCAGAAGAAAGUCCAAAGCUUCAACCACUGAUAGACUCACAGAGCAAGCUCAGACCACGACCAGGCCUGGACUUGGACAUACUAGUAAAGAGGCAAGGAGUCCAGAAGUGUCCUCAGAGAUUAGUGAUGCAAAACCUACACAGAUCAAGGAGGACUCUGAGAGUCUCCUAACUUCAGAGCCUGUCACAGAAACAGAUGUUGACCAGCCUAAGCCUGUACAAAAAAGGCAGGAGUUAAAGGGUUCAAAAGUUUUCACAACUUCAGAAACUGUCACUACCCAGGGUAUAACUACUGAAUACUAUGCGGAGCUUGAGGAUGAUAAGACUUCUUCAACUGCAUGGGUGAUCACAGAGCCAUCUGAAACUGCUAUUUUGGAAGAAAGUAAGGUUAUACCAACCAGAAAGAAGUCAAAGAGUCAAGAUGUUUCACCUGCUCCAGAGCCCGUGUCAGCGGCUGAAAGACCUACAUGUGUGGUUAAAGAACCUGAGAUGUCUCCAACCACAGAUUUAGUUCCAGGGCAACCUGAAAUUGCUGUUUCGGAACAAAGUGAGAUUUCACCACCCAAGCGAAAGUCAAAGAGUCCAAACCUUCCUCAAAAACACACCGACCAGCAGGUAGCAAAGAUGAAGGUAGAAAGUCAACCAUCUUGUUUGAAUUUGAGUGAGCAAACUGAAAGUAUCAGUAUGGAAGAAAUAAGACUCAUACCAUCCAGGAGGAAAUCAAAGAGUCUUGAGGUUUCCACAAUUACAGAGCGAGUGUUUCCCCUCAAUAGAAAUACUGGUGUUGAUCCUAAGGAAACAAGACAAGAACUUGAGGAGUGUCCCACAAUCCCUCUUUCACAACUUUCAGAUGCUGAAACUGCUGAUGUGGAAAAAAGUAAGAUUCUGCCACCGAGGAGAAAGUCAAAGAAUACAGAACUUCUUCUUAAACUUGCUGACACUGAAUUCCCUCAGAUAAUGGAAGGACCUAAAGGUCAAAGAUCUUCGUUGAGUUCCAGUGACCAAAAUAAAAAUGUUGUUAUCGAAGAAAUGCUUCCAUCACCCAGAAGAGAGUCAAACACUGGUGAUGUUGCCACAACUCCUGAGACAGUUGUUACAGAUGUUAGAUCACCUGAUGGAGAGGUUGAACAAAAUAAGAAAGAACUUGAUGGUCAAAAGUCUUCAACUCCAUUUGUGGCCACAGAACCAAUUAAGAGUACUGUUGUGGAAAAAGGAAAGCUUUCACCAACAAAAAGAAAGUCAAAGGCCCUGAAAGUUUCCCCAGAAUCUGCCACCAAGGAUGUUGCAGAGAUCAUAAAAGAGCCUGAUAGACAGAAUCCUUUAGAUCAAGUUGAGGCAGAAACAAAGCUCAUAGCGACCAGAAGGAAGUCAGAAGGUUUUGAUGUUAGCAUUGCUCCAGAGCCGGUGUCUGCUAUUGGUGGGACUACUGAGUGUAGGGAAGCUAGGAAAGAACUUGAAAGUGGGAAGGCUUUUUCAACUGCACAGGUAAUCAUGGGAUCAACUGAAAUUACGAUUGUGGAAGAAGCUAAGCUCACACCAGCCAUGGAAGAGCCUGGCAGUCAGCAGCCAUCUUCAACUCCACAGGUGGUCACAGCACCAGCUGAAAUUACUGUUGUGGAAAAGGGAAAGCUUUCUCCAACCAAACAAAAAUCAAAGAGUGUGAAACUUUCCCCAGAACUUGCUACCACAGACCUGACCAAGACCAUGGAGGAGCCUGGCAGUCAGCAGCCAUCAUCAAUUCCAGAGGUGGUCACAGCACCAGCUGGAAUUACUGUUGUGGAAAAGGGAAAGCUUUCUCCAACCAAACAAAAAUCAAAGGGUCUUAAACCUUCCCCAGAACUUGCUACCACAGACCUGUUAAAGACCAUGGAAGAGCCUGGCAGUCAGCAGCCAUCUUCAACUGCAGAGGAGGUCACAGCACCAGCUGAAAUUACUGUUGUGGAAAAGGGAAAGCUUUCUCCAACCAAGAGAAAGACAAAGGGUCUUAAACCUUCCCAAGAACUUGCUACCACAGACCUGACAAAGACCAAGGAAGAGCCUGACAGUCAGAAGCUAUCCUCAGCUCCAGAGGUGGUCACAACACCAUCGGAAAUUACUGUUCUGGAAAAGGGAAAGCUUUCUCCACCCAAACGAAAGACAAAGGGUCUUAAACCUUCCCCAGAACUUGCUACCACAGACCUGACAAAACCCAAGGAAGAGCCUGGCAGUCAGCAGCCAUCUUCAACUCCAGAGGUGGUCACAGCCCCAACUGAAAUUACUGUUGUGGAAAAGGGAAAGCUUUCUCCAACCAAACAAAAAUCAAAGGGUGUGAAACUUUCCCCAGAACCUGCUACCACAGACCUGAAAAAGACCUUGGAAGAGCCUGGCAGUCAGAAGCCAUCAUCAACUCCACAGGUGGUCACAGCACCAGCUGAAAUUACUGUUGUGGAAAAAGGAAAGCUUUCUCCAACCAAAAGAAAGUCAAAGAGUCCAAAGGUUUCUCCAGAGCUUUCACACAGGGAGGAAACACAGGCCAUGGAAAAGCCUGACAGUCAAGUAACUGAAGCUGCUAUUGUGGACGAAACUAAAGUUAUACCAAACAGAGGGAAGUCAAAGGAAGGUCCUGAUGGUCAGAAGCCAUCUUCAACUCCAGAGAUGGUCACAGGACUACAUGAAAUUACUGUUGUUAAAAAAGAAAAGCUGUCACCAACCAAACAAAAAUCAAAGGGUGUGAAACUUUCCCCAGAACUUGCUACCACAGACCUGUUAAAGACCAUGGAAGAGCCUGGCAGUCAGCAGCCAUCAUCAACUCCAGAGAUGGUCACAGCAACAGCUGAAAUUACUGUUGUGGAAAAGGGAAAGCUUUCUCCAACCAAGAGAAAGUCAAAGGGUCUUAAACCUUCCCCAGAAUAUGCUACCACAGACCUGUUAAAGACCAUGGAAGACCCUGGCAGUCAGCAGCCAUCUUCAACUCCACAGGUGGUCACAGCACCAGCUGAAAUUACUGUUGUGGAAAAGGGAAAGCUUUCUCCAACCAAACAAAAAUCAAAGAGUGUGAAACUUUCCCCAGAACUUGCUACCAGAGACCUGACCAAGACCUUGGAGGAGCCUGGCAGUCAGCAGCCAUCAUCAAUUCCAGAGGUGGUCACAGCACCAGCUGAAAUUACUGUUGUGGAAAAGGGAAAGCUUUCUCCAACCAAACAAAAAUCAAAGGGUCUUAAACCUUCCCCAGAACUUGCUACCACAGACCUGUUAAAGACCAUGGAAGAGCCUGGCAGUCAGCAGCCAUCUUCAACUCCAGAGGAGGUCACAGCACCAGCUGAAAUUACUGUUGUGGAAAAAGGAAAGCUUUCUCCAACCAAGAGAAAGACAAAGGGUCUUAAACCUUCCCAAGAACUUGCUACCACAGACCUGACAAAGACCAAGGAAGAGCCUGGCAGUCAGAAGCUAUCUUCAGCUCCAGAGGUGGUCACAACACCAUCGGAAAUUACUGUUGUGGAAAAGGGAAAGCUUUCUCCACCCAAACGAAAGACAAAGGGUCUUAAACCUUCCCCAGAACUUGCUACCACAGACCUGACAAAACCCAAGGAAGAGCCUGACAGUCAGAAGCCAUCUUCAACUCCAGAGGUGGUCACAGCACCAGCUGAAAUUACUGUUGUGGAAAAAGGAAAGCUUUCUCCAACCAAACAAAAAUCAAAGGGUGUGAAACUUUCCCCAGAACUUGCUACCACAGACCUGUUAAAGACCAUGGAAGAGCCUGGCAGUCAGCAGCCAUCAUCAACUCCAGAGAUGGUCACAGCAACAGCUGAAAUUACUGUUGUGGAAAAGGGAAAGCUUUCUCCAACCAAGAGAAAGUCAAAGGGUCUUAAACCUUCCCCAGAAUAUGCUACCACAGACCUGUUAAAGACCAUGGAAGACCCUGGCAGUCAGCAGCCAUCUUCAACUCCACAGGUGGUCACAGCACCAGCUGAAAUUACUGUUGUGGAAAAGGGAAAGCUUUCUCCAACCAAACAAAAAUCAAAGAGUGUGAAACUUUCCCCAGAACUUGCUACCAGAGACCUGACCAAGACCUUGGAGGAGCCUGGCAGUCAGCAGCCAUCAUCAAUUCCAGAGGUGGUCACAGCACCAGCUGAAAUUACUGUUGUGGAAAAGGGAAAGCUUUCUCCAACCAAACAAAAAUCAAAGGGUCUUAAACCUUCCCCAGAACUUGCUACCACAGACCUGUUAAAGACCAUGGAAGAGCCUGGCAGUCAGCAGCCAUCUUCAACUCCAGAGGAGGUCACAGCACCAGCUGAAAUUACUGUUGUGGAAAAAGGAAAGCUUUCUCCAACCAAGAGAAAGACAAAGGGUCUUAAACCUUCCCAAGAACUUGCUACCACAGACCUGACAAAGACCAAGGAAGAGCCUGGCAGUCAGAAGCUAUCUUCAGCUCCAGAGGUGGUCACAACACCAUCGGAAAUUACUGUUGUGGAAAAGGGAAAGCUUUCUCCACCCAAACGAAAGACAAAGGGUCUUAAACCUUCCCCAGAACUUGCUACCACAGACCUGACAAAACCCAAGGAAGAGCCUGGCAGUGAGCAGCCAUCAUCAACUCCAGAGGUGGUCACAGCCCCAACUGAAAUUACUGUUGUGGAAAAGGGAAAGCUUUCUCCAACCAAACAAAAAUCAAAGGGUGUGAAACUUUCCCCAGAACUUGCUACCAGAGACCUGAAAAAGACCUUGGAAGAGCCUGGCAGUCAGAAGCCAUCAUCAACUCCACAGGUGGUCACAGCACCAGCUGAAAUUACUGUUGUGGAAAAGGGAAAGCUUUCUCCACCCAAACGAAAGUCAAAGGGUCCUAAACUUACCCCAGAACUUGCUACCACAGACCUGACAAAACUCAAGGAAGAGCCUGACAGUCAGAAGCCAUCUAUAGCUCCAGAGGUGGUCACAGCCCCAACUGAAAUUAUUGUUGUAGAAAAGGGAAAGCUUUCUCCAACCAAGAGAAAGUCAAAGGGUCUUAAACCUUCCCCAGAACUUGCUGCCAGGGACCUGACAAAGACCAAGGAAGAGCCUGGCAGUCAGAAGCCAUCUUCAACUACAGAGGUGGUCACAACCACAACUGAAAUUACUGUUGAAGGAAAACCUUCUCCAGCAGUUUCCCAAGAACCUACUAACAAGGAGCAGAUUCAGACCAAAAAGGAACAUGACCAUCAAAAGUCACCAUUGCCUUCCACAGAGCAAAUUGAGGUUGCUGCUGCAGACGAACCUAAGCUUAUACCACCCCGAAGAAAGUCGAACAAUGUUGAAGUAUCCACAGCUCCAGAGACAGACUCUGCCCUUGAAAGACCUACUGAUGUAGAGCCUAAAGAAACUAAGAAAGAACUUGACAGUGUGAAGCCUGCCACAACUUUAGAUAUGGUCACAGGACAGCCUCAAACACAACCACAUCUCUCUUCCGAGCCUACAGACACACCAUUCAUAGCAGAUUACAUUGACAAGUUAUGGAAAAACACAGCAGAUAUUCAGAGGAGAUAUCUGGUCCUUGAUAUGCCUGACAUAGAAGUUACCCAGACACAUGAAAUAAAGCCAGUCCAGCCAGAGGCGGAGAUUGUGGCUGAAAGGGACUCCACGAAACCUACUUCUGCUGUUUUUGCAGUGGCACAGCCUCAUGAGGCAGAGGCAGAACUGGCAGAAAUAAGCUCAUCUGAGCGAGAAAUAAUGGAACUAAGCGAAUCUAUGAGUCAGCUGAAGAUCAUGGAAACCACACAGGAAAGACCCAGAGAGGACAAGGAAAUCUGUGUCCAAAAAGAAUAUGCUAAAAUUGAUGAAAUUCACAAUGUGGGAGAAGUGAAUGUUUUACAAAAGACUGCAAAGACUGGUACACACAAAUAUGAAAUCGUAACUGUCUUAAAAGAAAAAGAGCAUGAGAUGGAUAUAAACCAAUCAGGUAUCAUGAGUGAGACAGUACCAGAGAGCAAAGAUAUGGCUAUGUCUGAUGUUCAGCGAAAGAAAGUUGCAGUUGAGAUUACCGGGGUAGAAGUGGGAGAAAUCAGUACUGACAGUGUGGCUAAAAGUGAUUCCACUCAACCUACCUCUGCUGAUGAUGCAGCUGUGCAGCCACAUAAAGCAAAAACAUCAUUUGCAGAAACAAGUUUAUCUGAGCAUGACACAGAGAAACUGAGCCAAACUGUGAUCCAGUUGAAGCUGUUGAAAACCACACGGGAGGGAGAGCAAACUGAAGUGUCUACACAUGCCAUGCAAGAUUUCCCAGAAAGCCUGGGUGAAAAGUCUGUAAAAAUCCAAAUGGAGCCUGAAGUGCGCAUUCUCCAACUAGAUAUACCAACCAGUCCAGAGGAAAAUAAAAGCACAUCUAUCACAAUAGCAAAGGAGCAAAAGGUGGAUAUUGUUGAAACAAGUGUCCAACGUGAAAGGGUGCCAGGAAGUAAAGAUGUAACUACCGCUGAUGUUAAACCAGAAAAGGCUGCAGUUAAGAUGACAAAAGCACCAGAAAUCUCUGCCGAAUGUCCAGACAAUAUGGCUCAAAUGGACUCUGCUCAACCAACCUCUCCUGCCUCUGAAGCAUUGUCAUCACAUGAGACAGGGACAGAAUUUAUAAAAAUAAGCUUGUCUGAGAAAGAUAUGGUUAUACCAAGCCAGACCGAGACUCGGAUAGAGCUCUUAAGGACCAUGCAUGAACAACCCCAAGUGGUCAAGGAACAUGUCCAAGAACAGUCUCCUACACUGUUGACACAUGGCAUGGACAAAACACCCAAGAGCUUGGAUGAGAAGUCUGUUACAAUGGAGAAAAUUCACAUGGGGCCUGAAGUGCGCAUUCUGCAACUAGACAUAAAGACCACUACAGAGGAGCAUGAAAACACAACUGUCACAAGAGCAAAAGAGCCAAGAAUACAUAUUGUUCAAACAAGUAUCCAAAGUGAAAGAGUGCCAGAAAACAAAGAUAAGACUACUGCUGAUAUUAAGCCAGAGAGAGCUGCAGUUGAGGUGACUGUGUUAAAGGUGCAAGAAAGCAGUACUGAAUGUCAAGACAGUGUGGCUCAAAGGGACUCACCUCAAUCCCAUUUUGCUGUUUCUGAAUUAAUGCAACCAUGUGAGACAGAGACAGAAUUUAUAGAAAUAAGCUUAUAUGAGCCAGCACCAGAAAAACCAAACCAAACUGAAACUAAGAUAGAGCUCUUAAAACCCACACAGGACAAACCUACAGAGGUUAAGGAACAUGGGGUUCAGGAAGAACAUCCUGAAGUGGCAACACAUGGUAUGCACGAUAUACCCGAGAACCUGGAUGAAAAAUCUGUUAGAAUGGAGCGUGAGGUGCGUGUUUUACAACUUGAUAUACCAACCAGUCUUGUGGAGCAUGAAAACACAUUUGUCAUGAAGGCAAAAGAGCAGAGGGUAGAUAUAGCUAAAACCCAGUGUGAAAGAGAGUCACAAAACAAAAAUAUUACUACAGCUGAUGUUCACCCUCAGAAGGCUGCAGUGAAGACAAGAGCGGAAGUUCAACAAAUCACCGGUGAAAGGCAAGAGAAUGUGACUCCUAGUGACUCCACUCAACCCACCUCUGUUGCUUUUGCAGCAAUGGAGCUGAGUGAAGCAGAGACAACAUUUGCAGAAAUUUGCUUAUAUGAGCAAGACACUGUAAAACCAAGCGAAACUGUGAUUAAGCUAGACCUCUUGAAAACCACACAGGAAAGACCCAAAGAGGUCAAGGAUGGUGAAGUUCAAGAAGAGCAUGCUGAAGUGUCUAUGUCUACAAAAGACGUGCAUGAUGUACCCCAGAGUCUGGAUGAAAAGUCUGUUAGGGUGGAGAAACUCCACAAAGGGGCUUCAGCAUGUGUUUUACAACCAGAUACACAGGCCACUAUCAAGGAGCAUGAAAUCACAUCUGUUAAGAUCACAAAGGCGCCAAGGACUGAUAUAGAUCAAACAAGUAUCCUGUGCGAAAAAAUGCCAGAAAACAAAGACCCAACUUCCACUGGUGUUCAGUCAGAAAAGACUGCUGUUGAAACAACCAUGAUAGAAGUGAAGGUUGAGAAACAUGUCAUGGAUGAUUCACCCAAGGUCCUUAAUGAAAAGACAGAAUUAGUAGAAAUAAGCUUUUCUGAACAAGACACGGUUAAACCAAAACAAACUGAUACUCAGGUAGAACUCUUUAUAACCGCACAGGAAAGUCUCAAAGGAGUCACGGACCCUGGUGUCCAAGAAGAACGUGCACAAGUGUCGACACAUGAAAUAGAUGAUAUACCCAAGAGCCAGGAUGCAAAAUCUGGUACAAAAAGAGAAAUCCACACGAGUGUACAUGAAUACAAAACUGUCACAGAAGAGGAACCAAGGAUGGAUUCAAGUAUCGAGUUUGAGACAGUUAAAGAAAGCAAGGAUAUGACUACCACAGACGUUCAGCCUGACAAAUCUGCAGUAAAGAUGACCAGGGUAGAAGUGAAAGAGAGCCGUACUGAAUCCCUGUCUGGACUCAGUGUGUCCCAUGAAGCCCAAAUGGACAAACACACAACAGAUGCAACAGAAAAGAAAGAAGAACAGGAGGAGGAGAAGAAGAGGCCAAUUGAGGAACAAGAAAGGGAAACAAUGGUUAGAGUAGAGCUACAAAAUGUAGCCUCAGCAAGCACCACUGAUGAAGUGAGGCUUCAGGACUUUGGUUUGCCACAGGAGCAGGUGCCCAGUGCUGACAAGAUAUCACCUGCAUCACUGCAGGCGGUUCAGAAAUCGUCAACUGACAUUAUCCUGGAUGAAGUUACCCGGGUGGAAGGAUUACCUACUCAGGAAAACAAAGCAGAAGAAAGUGUUGUGAAGACUGAGAAACUCGUUCUGGGGGCACCAGAAGGCUUCGCAAUGAGGAACAUCUUCACAGAAAUACAGCUGCAUCCAGGGACGGGACCCAGCAGUCAACUCAUUGAGGGUAAAUCACUGGAGGAUGCUCCAGAGACUCUGGUUACAUCCACCAGUGAUCUGGAUGCUUCUCUAAGCAGACUGGUAUCUAAAGUGUUGAGCUUCAAGAAUCGCCCGGCUGAGCUCAGCCUGACAGCCAUGGCCCAGCAGGUGGAGGAGGUUCAGCAGUGCAGAGACACUGCCCAGGCGCAGUUGUCAUCCCUCUCCCAGCUCAGAGGAGCUGAUGGUGAGAGCCGGGACACGCUGGAGCAUGCGGAGGAUCAGUGGAGCGCCGCUGUUCGGGAUGCAGCUGCUGUGAUCCAGAAUAAAGAGGCCCAGCUGCAGCUUGUGACUGAUUACUGCAGAAACACUCAAAGUGCCAAGACCACAAUGGAGAGACAGACAGUACAACUGGACGCUGUGAAAAUGUGCCCAGAUCAGAGCAGCUCCAAGGAGGCAGAGCAACUAUACUCCUUACAAAGAAGUAUGGAGGAGAGCAGAACAGUACUCGGGGAGUUGCUUGUGACCUAUACCAAGUUGUGCCCCCAUCUCAGCCAGUCUGAGCGUGCAACCGCACAGAAUAAGCAGAGGAACCUACAAGAGAAGUGGAGAGGCCUGGAGAGAGAUGUGGAGAGGACCCUCCAUCACACAAACGUCCAUUCUCACGAGAUCGGCAGCCUUCAGUCAGAGAUAUUAGAUCUACAGGAACACUUGGAAAAAAUUGACAAAGACCUUAAAGUCAAGUCUCCUGCAGGUACUCAGUGGAAUUGCAAGAAAGCACAGCAGCUGAUGGAAGCAAAUGCUGAGGUUAAAGCUGCCAAGCAGAAAUGCAUCCAUUUGCAGCAGCUUUCAGAGACACUCCUGCAUAGCCCACGGUGGGAGAAGGAAACAAAAGAAAUCCAUCAAGGGCUCCAGACAGUCAAAGACAAGCUUAGCCACACAGAGGAACUAGUGUCCACCCAAACCCAGAGCAGCAGCAACCCCAUCAUGGAGAAAAUUAUUGUGGUGAUGAGGGAUGGCCUUGCCUGGGCUAAACAGACAGAGAGUGAUAUCGAGGGCAGGAGGAAAAGGGUGGCUGUCCUUCCUGAAGAGGUUCACCGGCAGCUCAGAGAUCUGAAGAAGCUGCAGUCUGAGGUGAUGGUCAAACAGGGCCAACUGGAGUCACUGGUGGAGGAGCUGACGGAGCUGCUUCCACAGCUGGACCAAGCUGAGGAAGUGCCCAUGGUUCGCGCUUCUUUGGAAUCCCUCGAACAAAUCUCAAAGUCCACCACUGAUAAGCUAGCCAAGGCUGUGAGAGACAUAGAGUCAGGGCUGCAGACCAGAGAAAAGCUGUCAGAGCAGAUUGCAGAUUUAGAUUCCUGGGUUGUGGCUCAUCUACACAGAGAGGCCUCCAGGAGUGCAGACAGUGAGUACAGAAGCCCCACUGAACUUGAUCGCAGAGUUCGUCAGAUGCAGGAGACACUGUCUGAGGCUGAUAAGCAGACUGCUGUCUGUGAGGCUCUUUUAAUGAAGAGUAAAGACAUUUCCUCUGAACUCAGCAUCACAGAGAACUGUCAGCUUUUUGAAAAGCUUACUAACCUCCAGGAAGACAUCAGAGCCAUCUGUAGCUGUGAGAAGGCCAACAAAAAGGAGCUGGAUGAACUCAUUAAGUCUGUAGAUUUAAACAAGAAACACCUUGUCACCAUUGAAAAAAGCUUGAGACUGAUGUUAGUGGAUCUCAACAAACACAGGUUUCCCAUCACAAGAGCGUCCCUGCAAGCUCUGGAGCCUUUCAAACACGUGAUUUUGGGGCACAAGUCCCAGGUUGACCUCCUGCAACCCUGGAUUCCCCGGGAAAAAACAAGGGAGCUGCACUCAGUCAUUUCUGAACUUUACAGCAAAAUUGUUAGCCUGGAAAUGAAAGUCACUGAUCAUGAAAGGUACCUGAACAUGAGGCAGUGUGUGGAGGACCUCAGAGAGGAUGUUCAGGAGCAGGUCCGGCAGAGUAAAGAAGACAGCAAGGAGCUGGAGGAGAAGUACGAAGUCUGUCAGACCUUACUCAUCCAGUUUCCCCUGAUGAAGUGUUUGUGUAAAGAGGCUCACACCAAACUUCAGAUAAUCUCCGCCGACCUCUACCCCUCCCAGCUGACUGUAGAACGACAGAGGCUCAAACAAAUUGAGGAGAGCCUCGACACCUUGGAGAUUACGCUCUACAACAACCUCAGCAUCAUCGAGUGGAACCUGUUGAAGGGACUGGACCUUGAAUCGGAGAAGAAAGCCACUCAGGCCUUCCUCUUGCAGACCCAGCAGGAGCUCCAGACACUCACCGUGGUGGAGCCGAAUGAAACAGUGAUCAACAAGGAAUACCAGAGAAUCAUGUCUUUGAAAAAGACUGUAGAGUCAAGAAUGAGAGCACUGGAGGUUCUAGAGCAAAAAAAGGGCAAGAAAAGAGGAAGUGGAUCCCAAGAUCUGAUGGUCUUGAAGGAUGCAGUCAUCAGUGAAUGUGACUCAAAAAUGGAAAGCAUCUCGCAGGCCAGGGAGGCUUUGAGAAGCUACACCUUUGCCGUUAAACGAGCAGUACAUUUCCUGGGGGACAUCGAGGUCUCUCUGCUGCCGCCACAGGGCCCUGUUGGUCUCUGCUCUGAAAGACUGGAGGAGACCCAGAAGGCUUUGGUUGCCCUGCAGCAGCAAUUCCAAACCCACGUGGAGCAGCUCCAGAGCCAGUUUGAUCUGCAUCCUUACCUGUCCCCUCCGAAGGUGCAGCAGCUCCUGGAAGAUAUUCUGAGCCAGCUCCUGGUGAGGAUGUCCACUCUUCAGGCAAAGGGCCAUGUCCAACUGGAGUGUCUCAGCAGGUGUGCAGAACAUCACAGAAAUUAUAUCAAGUGCCAUGAUGAAAUCACCCAGAGUAUGAAGAGUGUAGAGAGCAGCCUAUUGCAGUUAAUCUCUGAAAAAGUCAUCUGUCUCGCUGACUGCACUGACCAAGAGGCAAGGCUCAGAGCUUUGUCUGAGGAGGUGGAGUCUCUGCUGAGGCGUCUGGAGGAGCUGAAGGAGUGGUGCCCAGAGCAGAGCUGUCGUGGAGGCAGGGAGGCCGCUGUGGCUGCUGUCUGGAGAAGGGUAUCAAGACUACGGCGCUGCACACAGGAGCUGGCGACUCGUAGUAAACAGAGGAUCACAGAAUGGAGUGAUAUCACCAACAGUGUGGAAAAGGCCUCUACUGUCCUGGAGCAGGUGGAGGCGGAGCUUCCUGAAGGCUCAGGGGUGAAGGCCUCCACUGAGGAGCUUCAUGACCUGCUGCAGUCCUGGGAACAGUACCAGGACAGACUGGACUGUGAGCAUCGAUCCCUGUCUGCACUGGAACUGCGCGCUGCUAGGUUGCUGGGUGUCCCUGCCCACCUAGAGCAAGCUCCUCCCACCCCACUCUGUCAGCAGCUGCAGGCAAUGCAAGCGCGAUAUGGCAGUGUGAAGCAGAGCAGCAGGGAGGGUUUAGAGGCAUCCAGGAUGGAGCUUGAGGAGAGAGAAAAGGUUCGGGACGAACUGCAGGGCAUCCGGGUUUGGCUGGAGGCUGCAGAUGGUCUUCUGUCAGAGAUGGAGCAGAGCAACAGCACACAGGAGCUUCAGGAGGUCCACAGCCAUCUGUAUACCCAGAAGGCUUUGCUGCAGCGCAUCAUGGAGAGCCUGAAAAUGAAGUACUCUGACAUGUACACACUGGUCCCGGUUGAGAUCGAAGGCCAACUGCAGGAAGUCAAGCAGUCACUGCAACAAGUGGAAGUAAAGGUGGGACAUGCCGUGGAGAGGAGUGGGCCCGUUCACAGGCUGGGGGCAAAGCUGUCUGAGAUCCACGCUGGCCUGAGCUCAGUUCAGAAGAGACUGGAACAGAGAAGUCCUACCAUGAUUGAAGCAAAGAUCACUCAGAAGCGUGCAUGGGACGACCUGGAUGCGUGGCACUCUUGUCUGGCAGCCUUGGAGGUGGACAUGCAGGAUUUGGAGAAGCCCCAGGAGACACUGAGCCUCACAGAGAGAUUGGUGGAGGUCCAGCAGCUUCACUCCCAACUGGCCAAACAGGCCGAGCAGAGGACCACCCUCCUCAGCAAGAUUCAUACGUGGCUUCAGGAGCAUCAGGAGAUGAUCAGCAGCUCUAAGAGCUGGAUGUCUGAAGCUCAGUCGUGGCUUGCUUCCCCCUGCGCCUACACCACCGCUAAAUGUCUUAGCAGCCAUGUUCAUGCUCUGCAGAUGGUGUUGAAUGACUCAGCACAGAUCCGGACCACUCUACAGGGCUUCAGCUCGGUACUGCAGGAAAUGUCGCAGGUUUGCGACGUCACAACUCUCCAGCAACAGCUGGUUGACGCUGAUCGCCAAGUGGCCGAUGUUCAAGACAGCUUCACUGCUCCUCUGUCUCAGCUGGAGCACGCUGCUGCUGAAGUGGAGGCCAUUGAGACUGAGGUCAGACGGAUGGAGAAUGAUGUGGCUGAGAUCAAGACUUUAUUAUUGUCUCCAGAGACUUUCCCAAGCCCCAGAGAAGAAGGUCUUAAGGAGGUUGAACAAAAGAUCCAGACCAUGAGGAGAACAGUGGCGGAGAUCCAGAAGUGUAAACCAGGCCUUUGUCUUCCAGAGAAAGCUGACGAGACUCUCACUGUCUUUACUGUAGUGGACAAUCUCCAGGCUCUGCUGCUGGAAUUGGAGAAGAAAGUCCCUGCUGUGUUCAUCCAGCAGCCUCCGACUCCAAUCCAAGCCAAAGCACCGUCAGCAGAGCAAACUAUCUUUCAGUCUGAGCUCCCGAAAUCCACUUCAGAUGGGGCUGAGAAGGAAGACACAGAACAGGGCCAAAUCAAAAUUGUCCACUUCAAAGAGGACGUGCUGAAGAGAUCUGGAGCCACACUGCUGACCGUGGAGCAGUCCUCACCUGAGCUGAGACAGUCCUUGACACUCGACAGUGCUCAGCAGCGGGAGCAUCAGGGCGUGCUCCAGGCUGAAGAAGCCACAGAGAAAAAAGACAGUGAGCAGCACAGAGUGGAAGAAGGUGGAGGAGGUGUUUUGUGGUGGCUCUGGGAUGCUUUCCUGGGCGCUUCUCCAGAGGAACCUGUGGCCAUUGCCUCAGAGGAGACUGAAGCUGCCACUGGACAAAGCACUGAGCAGACUGGAGAAGAUAGACAGGAUGUUGAGGGCCCCACUGACACCACAGAAGCAAGUUCAUCUGAAGCUUUAUCAGAACCCCUGGGCACAGUCAGAACUCAGGCCCUGCCUGAGAGCAUGGAGCUCAUGCAGGGUCAGAUGGGGCUUGCAUGGAGGGGGGAUGACAGCCACCCAGAGGGGCUGAAGACAGACACAGUAUAUGCACAGAGCAGACACACACCUUCACAGGACUCACUCAUAACUGCCCAAAAUACACUCACAAAGCAGUCAUGCACACGUUGUGAGGAAACCAAAGACUUUAGAACUGUAAGAUCAGACAGCAGUGAGGUGGACAGUGGUAUGUGGUCAGUGGAGACGUCUCAAAGUCUCGAAGCACACACACCUUCACAAAUCAGUGUAACAUCAGCAGAGCGAGCAGAGGCCUCAGAGCCUCAAGUCUCCCUCACUUCCACAUUCACACCCCAGCAUCAGGACCACACUGAGGGCCUGCAUCCUGCAACAGCCUCGAAAGAGAGAAGCAGGCAGGGGAACGGUACUAGAAGUGUCAGUGUGAGAAGUAGAGUUACAUCUCAUGAUUAUUUGUUUAGAUCAGUCUCAGAGCUACAACCUGUUCAGGCACCAGAGGAGCCUCAGCCGGCCGGGUUCCAGCCUGGACCCUGCCCCAGUGAAGGUGUCCUCCAUGUCUGCCUGGAGAGGGUCAGCCAGCUGGAGCUGUGGCUGCAGAAAGCCCAGAGGAGCCUCGUAGCCGCCACAGCUGCCAGUUCAUCCACCAUGCAGGACAGUGUGGAGCAGCAGCUCCUCACCUGCCAGGAGAUGUUCCUGGAGAUUGAGCAGAAGGUGGCGAGCCUCUCGUCGCCCGGCCAGGUUGCUGACCUGCAGCAGGAGGAUGAACUGGGAGCUGUGGGAUCCCAGCAGGAGGCGGCUGAGAUACUCUCCUCCAAACUGGAGCUCCUUAAGGCCAACCUGGUCUCCUUCCAGCAGCUGCUGCAGGACAGACAGGGAGAGGAGAGGAUGGUCACACACAAAGAGCCACAGGAACAGAAGUCAGAACCUCAGGCGGAGCGCCACCUUGAGUCUAAGAUGAAGCGCAGCAGCAGCGUUCAGGAGAUCUUCUCCUCGCCAAGAAACAAACUCCUCAGACAGAGCAGCCUGCAGCAGCAGAAGGAGCUGGAGCAGGAGCUGACUGAACAGAGAGGACUGACUCAGGCCAUCGCCCGGCAGGGCAGCAGAGCUCGACUUCACAGCCAGGAGUCAGAGGACCACAGCCAGCUGUCACCGUGGUUGCCUCCUGCUGAGGCUGAUGUGGAGGAGGACUCUGCUCAGAAGAAGUGGGAUCGGCUUCACAGUCGGCUGCUGGCUCUGGAGGAGAGCUGGCUGCUUCCUCCCUCUGAGGUGACAGACUCAUCUAGGAGGCGUAGUGAUGGAACAGCAGGACGUAUGAUUGGCACACAAAACGUGAAAGAGCUUCAAACCCUAAUCAGCCAUCUGAGGGAGCUGGGAGAUUCAGCAGCAGUGCUUCAGAAUCAGGCCUCCUCUGUGGAUGGCUCCCAUCAGACACUGUACGAGGGUUUAUUUCACGUGCUGCACGGAGCAUCCUUGUCCCUGUCCUCCAUCAAUAACCUGCUGCACUCACCUGCUGGGAAGACACAUGAAGAGGAUGCAGAGAUGAGGCUGCUGCAGCUGCAGCGUCUGUCAGCAGAGCUGGCAACCCUCGGCAGUGAGCUUGCCUCGCAGGGGUCAAAGGUCACCGGUAUCCUGAGGUCAGAGUGCGGUCAGCGGUGUGUUGAUGACCUGAGCAGAGUCCUUCCUGUGGUCCAGGCUGCUCUGAGCAGCAGAGAGAGGCGCGUCAGGAACCUGCAGAAGGAGAGUGCCGACGAACAGAGACCCCUAAAAGAGUUGCAUGCAGCCUUCACCUCUAACCAGUCGACUGUUCGUCAAAUAAUUAAUGAAUUCAAUGGGACGCUGGGCCUUAAUGAACAACUACAGACUGUGAUUCAGAUGCAGGAGACUCUGCAGCAGCAGGUUGAGCAGGUAAACUCUCUGCUGGAGGAGGCUGACCAACACAACCUACCUGCUUCUCUCAUCCACCAGGCCACACAGCUGCAGGGCGAGCUGGACACAUCUCUGGGUGGUGUUCGCGACCGCUGUGAGGGACUGAGGAGUAGCGUGGAGCUGCAGCAUCAGUAUGAGCGGCUGGUCCACAGCCUGGAGGAGCUGCUCGUUCUGGGCUCUGAACGCCUCACACAGCAGCCUGACACAGAGCUCCAGAGCAGAGCUCAGCUCCAGCAGCAGCUCAGUGGUCAUACGAAGUUCUUCCAGUUCCUGGGCCAUCAUUUUAGGAUCCUGCAGUGCCUGAACUGCAGACUCCCAGAGAGCAUCCAGCGGUGGGACAGCGUAGUGAUGGGCCUGCAGGAUGAGGUGGCCGCACUGCAACAGCACGGACUGGAGGAAGGGACCAGGAUGCAGGAAACAUUACAGAUAUGGUCACAGUGGGAGGAGGACAGUGCCUGGUCAGACUCCCUGCUGAAAGAAAUUGAGACUUCAUUUCCCAAGAUGCACGAGGGGGAUGAUUCUGAGGAGAAGACAUCAGAGAAGCUCUCCGUCUACCAGAGACUUGGAGGUGCUCUGGAGGAGAACAAGGCGCGGUUCAGUCGGAUGCUGGAAGCGGGGCUACGACUGCAGAGGUCGGGCCUUAGCAGAGUGGGUGUGACCGCCACUGAGCUGGAGGCACGCAGGAGAGCUCUGAACAAGCGGGUGGAGGAUGGACGCACCACCUGCUGCAGAAAAAGGAAACUGAGAAGCAGGUUUCUCCGUGACUCUGCUGUCCUGGCAGCCUGGAUGGGCGAGGCCAGAGUGCUGAUGAAUAAAUGUAGUCAGUUCGCUGUCACGGCCAAUGAGGAGAUGGAUGUUGAACAGAGGCAUGAACAUUACCUCCAGUGUGUGGCUUUGACCAAAGAGUUGGAGGUCAGAUCUGAACUGAAGGUGGCAGUGAUUGGUGCCGGUUCCCAGCUGCUCCAGAUGAGGGAGGCAGACGGGUACUCAGAAAGAAAUCUGGAGGAUGAAGAGACUUCAGAGCCACAUCUCUGCUCCAUCCACUCCCAGCUCAGAGAGAUAGAGGUGGACUGGUCCUGUCUGUUGACUGAUGUUACCGUCGUCCAGCGAGCUCUGCAUAAGUGGUGGAUUAAGAUGGUGACCCAGCAGGAGGCGCUGCUGGAGCUGCAGUUCUGGCUUGGAGCUGCUGAAUCUAAGCUGGAGGAGAAACGCAGCAGGAUCAACCAAACAUCCUCCACAAAGACUGACUUCAUGCAGUUCCUAAAGCACUGCAAGGAGUGUCAGGUUGAGAUGUCGACCCAUCAGGCCACACUGGACUAUGUGAACCAGCCAUUGCAGACCUGUGGUACUGAGGAUGGCCAGAGGGGGAGCUACGAACACAACCAGUUUGCAGAGGACAUGGGUCAUCUCAACCAUCGGUGGCUCAGUUUACAGGAAACCCUCAACUCUCAGAUCCAGGAGCUGGAGCAGGAUUUGAGGAACAGAGCAGAGCGUGAGGCUCGACUGCAGCAGAUCAACAGCUGGAUCACAGCUCAGAGCCUCUGGAUGGACUCAGCUCAGAAAGCGAGCAGCCAGACAGAGCUGCAGAGGAGCAUCAACACCUGCCAGGGCCUCGGGGAGAAGAUCAGGCAGAAGUCUGCAGCUCUUCAGGAACUGAGAGACAAACUUUGUGGCGAAGGAGGAAACAGCAGCUGUGAUUUUAUCUCUCAGACAGAUAAAUCCAUCCGGGCCUGUGCAGCUCUCACACUACAGAAUGAGUCAAUGAGACAGAGGCUGGUUCAGGCUCAGCAGCUGUGGGACUGUGUGGACAAAAGCCUGAAUCACAUGAAGCUGAAAACAGUGAGAAUUUCCCAGAGUCUGGAUUAUGACUGCAGCCCUCAGCUCUCCCUGCAGGCGCACAGAGAUCUCCAUGAAAAGCUACAGCUUCUUCAUGAGAAGACCAAAGCUUCGGCGGCAGAGUGGGAUGAACUGAGUCAAACCGUCUCCUCCCUCAGAGACAUCGUGAGCCCUGCUGCUGUCCUCCUCACUGAGCAGCUGGAGAGACAGACAGACAGUUGGACUGAGGUGUGUGCAGCUCUGAACCAGCAGCUCCAGAGGAGCCGGGGGGUCCUGCAGGUCUGGGAGGUCUACGCCGGGCGGGCUGAGUCUUUCUCCCAGCGGCUGCAGACGCUGCAGAGUGACGUCACGUCUGCUCUGAGCGCAGCGCCCGGGGACGACAUCACCGUGGAGCAAGUCGCUGACAAGAUUCACAAUGUUCAGAGCCUCCUAGAGAGGACAGACACUUUGCAGUCCGACCUGGAGGGGGUGCUGGAUGCUUCCAAGGACUUGAUUAACCACCUGGAACCUUCAGCUGCCAGUCUUGUCCAAUCAGAGAGCAGGUUGUUGUCCCGUGGUGUCUUGCAGCUCAGCCAGACUCUGACAGGGAAGCUGGGUCAACAGAAGGAGGAGCUCAAGCGGCUGCAGGAGUUUGGGAACAUCCUGGAAUCAUUGGAGAGAAACCUGGAGGUCUGGCAGCAGCGUCUGGAGAAUGUGGCUCAGAUAGCAGAUCAGUCUGGCAUCCUGGAGCUGAGCGGCCUCUCUGCUGACCUGGAUGUGCUGAAUGAGCUGAGCUGCAGCCUGACAGUGGGUGACGCUGCAGCACGCUACCUGCAACGCCUCAACCGCCGCUGGGCCGAUACCGCCGCCAGAGCUGAGGAGGCCUGCAGUGAGCUGCAGACUGAGGCGCUGAGGCAGCAGAGCUUUGAACAGAAGUGUGAGAGCUGGAUGUCUUUCCUGCAGAGGAUGGAGGACAGUCUGGCUGUGGAUGUGGCCGGCUCUUACAUCGGCCUCAGACAGCAGCUCCGUAUACACAAGAGGUUUCAGGCAGAGCUGUCCACUGGUCACCAGAUCCUCCACUCAGUGAUCACUGAAGCUCUUCAUCUGCUGCAGAAAGGAGAGGUGGACGACAGGAGUGACUUUAUCCUGAAGUUGGCCCAGCUCAGAGAACACUGGCAAGGGGCGGUGCAGCGUGCCGACCAGCGGCGCUCCCUGGUGGAGGGGCUGGUGAAGCACUGGCACCUGUACACCCGCAGCCUGAGGAAGCUGCAGAAGUUCCUGUCGGACACGCAUACCUUCCUUCCCCCCUCCGGACCAGCCCGCUGCAGCCUGCAGCAGCUCAGACGCUCCCUGCAAGACCUCCAGCACACAGAGCUGUUGUUCCAGAGGUAUCAGUGCAGUUUCAUCCACACUCUCGAGGUCGGCCGGCAGCUCUUCUCCAUGGGGGACGAGGAGACCCAGACUCAGCUACAGACAGACCUGGGAACCCUGCAGGAGGAGUGGGACAACCUCCACAGCCUGCUGGGCCGGAGGAUGGACCUCACCGAAGCCAUCGUCAAGAACUGGGAGCGCUGCGAGGUGGGACUAGCAAACAGCAUGCUGCAGCUAAAGGAUGUGAAGACCAGACUGAACCAGUCGAUGCCUGAGUCUGACGAUGAGCUACAGAGUGUGGAGAAGUUCAACAAGGAGACCGAGGACUCCCUGGAGGACUGGGCUGAGAGCCUGACGGAGCUGAGCACCAUGAAGACGGAUCUGUCCCAGUACAUCAUCGCAGACGACGUCCUGCUGCUGCAGGAGCAGGUGGAGCACCUGCACUGCCAGUGGGAGGAACUCUGCCUCAAGGUGUCUCUGCGUAAACAGGAGAUCGCGGACCGUCUGAACGCGUGGAUCAUCUUCAAUGAGAAGAACAAGGAGCUGUGUGAAUGGCUCACGCAGAUGGAGAACAAGGUGGCGCACAACUCCGACCUCAACAUAGAGGAGAUGGUGGAGAAACUCAAGAAGGACUGUAUGGAGGAGAUCAACCUGUUCAGUGAAAAUAAAACGCACCUGAAGCAGCUCGGAGAACAACUCAUCACCGCCAGCAACAAGACAAAGGAGACGGAGAUCAAUGACAAGCUGAAGGACAUAAACGACCGCUGGCAGCAUCUGUUUGACCACAUAGAGGCCAGGGUGAGGAAGCUGAAGGAGACGCUGGUGACGGUGCAGCAGCUCGAUAAGAACAUGAGCAACCUGCGGACAUGGCUGUCUCGCAUCGAGGCGGAGCUGGCCAAGCCGGUGGUCUACAACAUCUGCCACAGCGACGAGAUCCAGAGGAAACUGGCUGAGCAGCAGGACCUGCAGCGGGACAUCGAGCAGCACACGGAGAGCGUGGCGUCUGUGCUGACGCUGUGUGACGUCCUGCUCCACGACGCCGACGCCUGUGGCAGCGACUCAGAGAAUGACUCGAUCCAGCAGACCACCCGCAGCCUGGACCGUCGCUGGAGGAACAUCUGUGCCAUGUCCAUGGAGAGGAGGAUGAGGAUCGAGGAAACGUGGCGUCUCUGGUGUAAGUUCCUGGACGACUACUCUCGCUUUGAAGACUGGCUGAAGACAGCUGAGUUCACUGCUGCCAACCCAGACUCCGCCGACGUCCUCUACACCAGCGCCAAGGAGGAGCUCAAGAAGUUCGAGGCGUUCCAGCGGCAGGUUCAUGAGCGGCUGACUCAGCUGGAGCUGGUCAACAAACAGUACCGCCGUCUGGCCCGGGAGAACCGGACCGACACCGCCAGCAAGCUCAAGGUCAUGGUCCACGAGGGGAACCAGCGGUGGGACAGCCUGCAGAGGAGGGUGGUGGCUGUGCUCCGCAGGCUCAAGCACUUUACCUCUCAGAGAGAAGACUUUGAGGGAACUCGUGAGGGGAUCCUGGUCUGGCUGACGGAGAUGGACCUGCAGCUCACCAACGUGGAGCACUUCUCUGAGAGCGACAUCGAAGACAAGAUGAGACAGCUCAACGGCUUCCAGCAGGAGAUCACCCUCAACACCAACAAGAUCGACGCCCUCAUCGUGUUCGGGGAGAACCUGAUCCAGAAGAGCGCUCCUCUGGACGCCGUGCUGAUCGAGGACGAGCUGGAGGAGCUACACUCCUACUGCCAGGAGGUGUUUGGCAGGGUGGCGCGUUUCCACCACCGCCUCGUCAACAGGCGCCCGGUGCUGGAGGAGGAGAGGGAUCUGUCAGACCGGGACACGGACCUGGAAGACUCACCCGAUCUGACCAACGGGACUUCGUGGAGAGAAACGAGGAAGAAGGAGGAGGAAGUCCCGGCUGUAGGCGGAGUCUCGGCUGGACGUCAGGCCGUGUGCCACCUGCUGGCGCCUCCUCUGGAGCGAUCAGGGAGAGAGACCCCCGUCAGCGUGGACUCCAUCCCACUGGAGUGGGACCACACUGUUGACGUGGGAGGAUCAUCGUCACACGAGGAUGAUGAGGAUGCCACCUUCUUCAGCGCUCUAUCAGAUGUGCAGGUCACAGAGAGCUCAGAGUCGUUUGUUAAAGCCACUGUCAGAGCAGUGGAAGGAGCCUCGGUGAAGUCUGACCCGCCCAGCUGGCACCAGCCCGGCUCCCCAGAGAGGAAACGAGUUCCUCGAGAAAUCGUCCGAGGCCUGAGCUCGUCUCCCACACACACCACCAGCACUCCCUUCCACCAGCAGGGCUACGUGAAGCUGAUGUCGGAGUGCAGCGGCAGCAUCAACAGUGUGAAGAGAGUCAAGCUGAUCCUGAACGAUGAGGAGGAUCUGGAGGACGCAGGUCUGACCAGCAGCACGGCCAACAGACAGACCAGCACAGGUGUGAUCCAGCGCUGGGAGCUGCUCCAGGCACAGAAGUUCAACAACGAGACGGACAUCAAGCAGGACCUGGAGCAGUGGCAGAAGCUGAACUCUGACCUCUGCGAUGUCACUUCCUGGUUGGGCCGGGUGCUGCCAGAGCUGGAGAGGCUGCAACGGAUUGCGCCAUCCACCAGCAUCCGAGACAUCGAGGUCAACAUUAGGAAACUAAAGGAGAUGCAGAAAAGCUUCAACAGCUACAAGUGUCUGAUGAUCUCCGUCAACCUGAGCAGCCGUCACUUCCUGCGGGGCGACAGUGUCGAGCUGCGGGAGCUGCAGGAAGCUCUGAGCUCAGCCAACCUCAGCUGGACGCAGGCCUGCGGCGGCCUGGAGAGCUGGGAGAGGAGGCUGCACUGCGCACUCAUGCAGUGUCAGGAGUUUCACGAGACGCUGCACUCUCUGCUGUUGUGGCUCGCUCAGGCCGAAAACAAACUCUUCGGCGUAAACGUCAGUGACCUGUUGACCUCACGCUCUGUCCUGCUGGAGCACCGGGACGCGCUGACGGAGCUGCAGGAGGAGCUGCACGGCCGUCAGCGGCAGGUGUCCUCGCUGCAGGACAUCUCCUCUCAGCUCCUCCUCGAGGCCACCGGAGAGGACAGUGUGGAGGCCAAAGAGAAGGUCCACGUCAUCGGCAACAAGCUGCAUCUCCUGCUGCGACAGGUGGCGGCUGACCUGCACGCGCUGCAGGGAAAACUGGAAACCUGCUCAACCAGCUCUGAAAUGGACAGCAUCGGUCUGGGAACACUCAGCUCUCCUCUGUUGCUGCACAAGGAGGAGGCUGGUCCACAGGCAGCUACAGUCAGACAAACGGCAACUAGAAGGGAGGAGAGGAGGGAUUCUUCCCCACACCGACCCUUCUUCUACCGGGUUCUACGAGCUGCCUUCCCUCUUCACCUGCUCUUCUUAGUGCUGCUGGUUGUGGCCUGCCUGGUGCCUCUGUCUGAAGAGCACUACAGCUGUACACUGUCUAACAACUUUGCACGCUCCUUCUACCCCAUGCUGCGUUACACCAACGGCCCUCCGCCCACGUGAAACACCGCCACGAUGCUCAGCAAAGAAAGUUUGUCUCCAGCUCUUCCUGACAAGGGAGAGGACUGAAAAAGGAACAAGCACGUAUGAGGAUGAAACCUAAAACGGACAAGUUCAAAUACACCUGCUCCCUUCCACAAAACGACGACACCUGAAGGCCUCGUGUUUUUUGACUCUAAAUUUUAUUGGUGUAUUUAAAAACAUAUUUAUUUGUGGUGCGCCACAGUAAAAGAAAAAAGAAGCCAUAUUACUGGUCUGUUUUAAGGUUGUGAUUUUUUUUUUUUUAUAUAUGUAGAUUUGCCAGUUAACGUCCCCACUGAACAUUUUCAAUAUAAAAAAGGUCAGGAUUUAUUUUGAUAUCUACAUUUUGUACGUUCACAACAGUCUGGUGUCGAGUUUGAAGGAUAAAGGACACUUAUUACCAAAGCAUCCAGAAACUGAGAGGCACACUUGCCAUUUUCUACCACUGCAGCUAUUUUUACUGUUUUUCAUAGAAGGCAGCCACUUGUUGAUGAUAGCACAUUUUAUACAGAGAUGAGCCGAGGCGUUUUUUGUUUUAUUUAGGGUUAUUUAACAUCUGUAAGCUAUAACUGUUUUUUAAAUAAUGGCAGUGACUCAUCUGCAGACAUGCCUUUCUGUAGCCAACAAAACUACUGUAUUUUAUCAGAUAACAAUGUACUUUUAAUGGCGUUAAUUAAUUUUUGUAUAUAAUGGCAAACUACUGAGAAAGAAAUAGGUAACUUAUUGCUUUUGUGUAUGAAUGUAUGUUUGAGUGGUACUGAAGCCUGUCAGAUUAAUUCAACAUGGCGUUAAAUAGUUUGAGUGCCACAAACAUACAAUAUAAAAGACUGUCCAUUGGUUAUUUUGUAAUGGCCAUAACAGGAAGUUAAAUGGCACUCCUUUUUCUCAGAUUAAAGCUGCAUGAAGCGAUUUUUGAUAUGAAGCUAUCAAUAGCUAAUCAAGUGUUUUAACUAACAUAGUAGCAUAAAAACUGCCCAUUUACAAAUGUAGCAACAUUAGCAUCCCACAGGAGACAGAUGUUCCACUUUCUUCAGAGGCUAGUGGCUAACUGUUCGUCUGCUAUUUGGUGCUGGACAGGUAGCUACACUCAGAUGAUUGACUUUGCUCUCUCGAAACAUCUGGCUAUUUAAUCAUCCUGUGUGUGUGCAGUUGUAAAUCUAAAAUUGUAAUCUAAAAGUUCUGUAUAGGUACAAAGUUGAGUUAAUUCACAUUUGAUUUUAGUCAUGCUAUCAAAAAUACCCGCUUCAUGAAGCUUUUAAAGGGAUUUGUUUUUGAUCUGGUUACGAUUAAUGCAACAAUGUAUUAAGGGGUCAACAGCACACACAUUAUGCUGCCACCUAGCUGUUAAACAAAGAAGGUGCAGCUACAUCAUCAUGUCAAGAACUCUAUAAUCUGCCCCUUUAAGAAUAAUUUGAUGUUGUUCAGAACUUACCCCGAUGAUGUCCAAAUUGGUCCCAUGACUUAAGGCCCUGCAGGUUGUUGAACAUUUAAAAAAGGUUAAAAACAAGUGAUUAUGUACAUGAGGGAUUUACAUGAAUGCUGCUUUGAAACACUUUCUUCCCUGCAGUUGAACUUAACUGGUGUCAAGAUUUCUGUGAUCAUAGACUCUGAGUAGAACAUGAAUGUAAGCGAUUCUUUGGGCACUGAAUGUAGCUGUGUACAUGCACAAUCAAAGAUCAUUAAAUGUUUCUAAUUUACAUUGUUAAUAUCUAUAUUACAGAGAGGAUUUUGUGACAUUUGAUUUAAAAGUCAGUGUUUGAUCCUUAUUUUUUGUACACGACCUCAGACUCUGCUCAGAAGGCCGACAGAACAGAAACAAACAAAAACAUUUAAAGUUUGAUUUAUUUUGUGAACACUUAUUUAUAGGAUGUAUUGAUUGUCAAUAAACUGUGUUUGCCAUGA